GAAUGUCGUCACUUACGAGAUGUCCUCGUUUGUCGGUUACGGUUACUGUAAUAAGAUAUAAAUCUAUAUCAUCAUAGUGUUCGUCUAUGUUUCGCUGAGGAUUAAAACGGUUAUUUCAGUCAUGAACACCGUGUUGAUAUGCAUCUUUCUCUUUUUAUUGGUUCCACAUUCUUUUGGAAGUUUCCACUGUUUUACUAGAAGUCAACAAAUAACGGGAACAUGUGUUUUCUUGAUUCCUUACUUGUCCUUCCUGUAUUUGCCAGUAGAAUCUGUCCCCCCACCUGAAUUGGCAGCCAUAAUAAAAGAUAAAAUCAGAAAAGGCGAAGUACUCCUAGAAACGCUCAACGAACUUCUAAUAAAAAUCGAGAGCAAUCUGCGGAAAGGAAAAGAAGUGGAUAAGACUACCCUUGAUAAGGUCAUGGAAAUCAAAGACAGCUUCAAGAAACUGCAGGUAGAUCCAGGAGAUUUGCCGAAAGACCUUCUAGAGAAGUUCAAAGAAAAAACUCUGGAAGCUUUUAAACUAAUACUACAAGGGUAUGGCUUGGAUACACUUGUUCCGGCAAUUGAAAAAUUAAAAGAAUCCAAGCUAUUGGAAGAUACGGUUAGAAAGAGCACAGGAAGUAAAGGAAAUGAGUUGUGACGUAACAGUAAUUUUUCUGAAGAUUGAAGACUGAUGAAACUUUUAAACAAGAAUAUGGCUUACCUUUGAUAAACUUACGUAACAUUGAAGAUAAAAAGACUUAAAGCCAUUUGUUAUUAUAAUUCAGUCAUCUGAAAUGGUAAUAUUGAUGUACGUAAUUUGAAUUAAAAUCAUUCAUUUCAGAUUUAA
Molecule: messenger RNA, 829 nt
Organism: Stegodyphus dumicola
Lineage: Eukaryota; Metazoa; Arthropoda; Arachnida; Araneae; Eresidae
Source: RefSeq, a predicted model, not a curated record